ACGAGACCGGUAAAGAGAAGCGGGGCCGGAGGCGGGGCCUCUUCGUCAUUAUUCAAGUUUCCGUGCCCGGCGCUUGGGAUGGCUGUGCCCGCCACGGAAGGGAGCCGCGUGCCCCUAUGGUAAGCAGGACGGCUGGUGUUGCAGACCAUGGACUCACUGAGGCUUGCAGAGGUGUGAAAAUGUCGAGCGGCAACCGGUCCCUGGUGGUGGACUUCAUCUCCUACAAGCUUGGGCAGAGGGGGCACAGCUGGCGCGAGAUCGAGGGCGACGGCGAGAGCCGGACGGAGCUGUCCGGCGAGAUGGGCAGCGUCCUGAACGGCGGGAGCCCGUCCUGGCACCCCAGCCCCAGCCCGGUGGUCAACGGGGCGGCGGGCCACUCGGAUCUCCUGGAAACCCUGGACCACGGCCCCCAGUUGGAUGUGAGGCAGACGCUGCGGGAAGCCGGGGACGAGUUCGAACUGCGCUACCGGCGGGCUUUUAGCGACCUGACCUCGCAGCUCCACAUCACCCCCGGCACGGCUUACCAGAGCUUCGAGCAGGUGGUGAACGAACUUUUCCGCGAUGGGGUGAACUGGGGCAGGAUUGUGGCCUUUUUCUCCUUCGGCGGGGCGCUGUGCGUGGAAAGCGUCGACAAGGAAAUGCGAGGCUUGGUGGAGCGGAUCGCCACCUGGAUGGCCACGUACCUGACCGAACACCUGGACCCCUGGAUCCAAGACAACGGAGGCUGG
Thamnophis sirtalis is the source of this 728-nucleotide messenger RNA. It is a transcript of the gene BCL2L1, whose product is annotated as BCL2 like 1. Gene Ontology annotation, molecular function: BH domain binding. Gene Ontology annotation, biological process: extrinsic apoptotic signaling pathway in absence of ligand; regulation of apoptotic process; intrinsic apoptotic signaling pathway in response to DNA damage. Gene Ontology annotation, cellular component: mitochondrial outer membrane. The record is from RefSeq and is a predicted model, not a curated record. Lineage: Eukaryota; Metazoa; Chordata; Lepidosauria; Squamata; Natricidae.